Messenger RNA from Onychostoma macrolepis, 6820 nucleotides. RefSeq names its product KIAA1549-like b. The transcript has 22 exons. Bases 299 to 4354 code for a protein of 1351 amino acids. Lineage: Eukaryota; Metazoa; Chordata; Actinopteri; Cypriniformes; Cyprinidae. The record is from RefSeq and is a predicted model, not a curated record.
CCUGCAUGCGAGCACUCACAAGACAGCUGAACAACAGACAAAGAAUUGCAUGCAUCCUUUCCAACAUCCGAUCACAUUAUGGGCGGUAAGGAGUUUGAGGCAUAGAUAAGCCAUUCAGAAAUGCAGCCCCCUCUCGCUUCCCCUGUGCCGCAGUGAUGGUGGACUAUGGGCAUUUUCACGAAUGCGGCUCUCCUCUGGCACUUGGAGCGGCGUGACCACCGCACGUCCCACUGACUCACGGAUCUGAGCAGAUGUCUGGUCCAGUACCGACACCGGGCCACCUCCUCUGCAAAAACAAAUGGCUGGUCGUGUAGAGGGAACCUGGAGAUAUGUGCACAGAUUGAGCAUCCUGAGAGAGAGGAGGAGAAGAUGCUCAUGCACACAUGCGUCUGGAGGGAUGCGGAGCACUAAACUCUCAUCUUUAGCAAUAUUCCUACUUUUGUUCCAUAGCGCGCAGGCUUACGACGAUGACUUGAGUCAUGAAGCCUCUGGAUCAUUUCUGGAUGAGGCCACAUCACCCUCAUCAACCCAUUUGUUUGGUGGCUUCCAUAUGACAGACAGGAAUCCGGUUUCUGUAGUCCAGUCAGAUCCCACAGGCUCGUCAAAUGGUAGCAGGGAACAACCUGCAUUUUCCUCUGUACUCACAUUACUUGCCAGCACGGCCCAAAAGCUUCCCGAACUCUCGUCAAAAGUUGUUGCACAUGACAAUGAAACACAUCAAUGGCCUUCAAAUGGAUCUUUGGAACGAGUGGAGCCAUUUACUCUUCCAUUGUCUGUGCUGGUCAGCAACCAAUCCAAUAACUCAGAGUUUGAGUGGAUAUCUGAGCUGGUGGCACCUGCAGCCACAUCCAGAGCUGCAGACCCUGAUUCUAGCAGACUGAUUUCACCUGAGCAGAGAAACAAUGCUGCACGCAAUAGAUCUUCAGCUACAGCAGUGGACAGACAACGAGAACGACCAGACAUUGCAACCACUAUUGUAUCUCAACCUACAAUAUUUAACAGCAAUACUGUUACCACAACCAGCAUCCCCUUUACAACAACCACAAACCAGAUUAGUACUACCCACUCAUCUGCUGCUAAACGACAUUCCAAAACACCUAGGACAACUAUAAGAACUACAACUACAGAAUCUCCAAAGACAACACCUAGAAUCCUGCCUGACUCCACCUCACAGAGCGCUAAGUUGGACCCUUCAAAAAGCACUUUAGGAACUCCAAGAGCUGCUGCAACUGAGGCCUCAAUGCUAAGAUGUAACAUCACUGACAAGUUGUGGAUAAAAACAGUGUUGUCCGUACAGUUACGAAGGAGCCGUCUAGACAGUAUUUUGAAGCAGAAUCUCCCUCGAGGGUUUACUCAAGCUCUGAAGAAGGCCUUGAAUGACAGCACGGUUCAGGCAAAGAUUGAGAGCAUCUCUAGUGUACCUAAUGUGACGGUCGGUUACUAUGUGACCCACGGAGAGAUGGUGUACACUGCUUCUGUGGUGGUGGAGGCUCUAAGUGUCUAUGGUAUUGAGAGAUUGAUGGCAGACAUCCGGCAGUUUGUGCCACUGGUGCAGGCAAUUCCCAUCCCAGCAGUGCCCUGGAGACCCAGCCCUGCAAUCUCAAUGAUGCUGAAGACAGUUCUGAGGUUUGUAGGGCCAGGAGACGACCUCAGGUCCUGCAGAUUUACUCAGAUGAUGGAGCAGAGACUGGAGAAUGCUUUUGCUGAAGCAGAGGCUGUAGUGAUGAACUCACACAGCGGUCUCACUGUACAGAUUUUGAGCACAUCACAGUCUGUAGGUUCUCCUGCUGUAUCUCUGAUAUAUGUGGUGCAUAAUGGCAGUUUCACUCUCAAUGGCACAACUGCCAGUAACCUUCUCAGCCAACUGACUGCCGAGCUUGUCGGUUACUUCCUGUUUUACCCUCCACUGAUCACAGCUGAGCCUCUGGAAUACCACAACCUUAACACAUCUGUAGCAACCAGGCCAUUUUGGAUAAUCACAGUGAUUCAGGAUGUGGAAAACUCCUCUCUAGAAGGACAGUACCAGAGUUUUGCUAGUCUGAUGGAGGAGCGGUUGGCUGAGCUCUUCAUGGUGGCUCACCAGCAAGGCGUUCGCUUCAAGCGGGCAACAACAGUGGGCAGUUACACUGUCCAGAUGGUUAGUAUCAGGCGUGUACAUGGGCCAAAAAACCCAGCUGAGAUGACCUACUACGUCCAGCAAAACAGGACCCCACUGCUUGGCACAUCUGCAGCCAAGCUUCUGAACACGGUGGACUCACAGACCAUGGCGCUCACGCUGGGAUACUUUGUCCAAUUGCAGGCUGAAGCCAUAGUGAAGAAUCCGCCCAACAACCUGUGGAUCAUCGCUGCAGUGCUAGCACCCAUUGGUGUGGUGACCCUUAUCAUCAUCAUCAUCACCACGGUGCUGUGUCACAAAAACAAAAGCGAUUUCAAAAGCGAUCCCAUUGGAAACUUCAACCCUCGAGUCAAGACUGCUUACUGGAGAGACGUGGGUUAUUACCCUCAGCCUGUUCAGGGGUUUGACUAUGCCAAGCAGCACCUGGGUCAGCAGGGUGGUGAUGAGGAGACCCUCCCAGUUACCCAGGAGACUAUGGUUCUACCCCACCCCAUUCGAGAUGCCCCUCUGUCCCUAGAUAAGCCUGCACGCCAAGAUGGAUCCACUUCCAAGAAAAGCCUGAACAGUGAGAUAAGGAAAAGUAGGUUGCCGAGUGAGGAUGGUUCCGUCAUCAGCAGCGAAUCAGUGAAAGAGGUCUCGGGAAAGGGCUCGAGUGUGCAAAAAGCCACAGCGCAGCAGAAACUCAUGAAGGAGGAGACGAGGAAGAGCAAUGAACAUUAUGAUAGUUCCUCAGGAUCACUUCAGCUUAUUUCUAUAAAACCAAUGGUAGCUCCACCCACCUACUCGCACCCUGCGUCCUCUGACCGCAGCCAGGACUCUGCUGUAUUCAAUGGAGAGGUGAAUUUGGCUCUGAAACAGAAGUCAGACAUUGAGCACUACAGGAAUAAGCUUAGACUGAAGGCCAAGAAGAAGGGAUACUAUGACUUCCCUUCUGCUGAGGGGAAAGGUAGCACUAAAGACCUGAGUCAGCGACACAAGUACAGCCACGACAGGCUUCCACACCCACACAGCAGAGCUCAGGAACCGGAAGACGACAGGGGCUCCACCUAUGUGAAGUAUCGCAGGAGACCCUCUCAGGUGAGUCACCCCACAAAUCGCAGCAGACAGUCUCUAAACAGUCCUGGAGGAACAGAGAUGGAUCUUCUAGUCAUGAGAGAGAGACCCAGAAAGGGGAUCCGUAACAAUGGCUAUGACACUGAGCCAGAGAUUAUUGAAGAGACUGAUGUUGACAGACUGGCGGGCCGCCAUUAUUUUGGCUGUGGUCGACAAAUCAAAGGUCAAUCUGAGACAUCAACGCUGAGUUCCCAGCCUUCCAUAGAUGAGGUUCGUCAGCAGAUGCAUCUGCUGCUAGAAGAAGCCUUUAGUCUAGCUUCAGCUGGUCACUCCACUUCCAGCAGACACCAUCACUCCCACCAUCAGCAUCCACCACUGGGUCCCUAUGGCUUGGGUCCAGUCAUCCCAUACUCAGAGGUGGUGACCAGUGCACCGGGCACCACAAGUCAAGGGCAGGAAGGCCUACAGUGGGUGCCAGCCUAUAGACCAGACCCUUACCAGUGCAGCCUGGCCAGACAGGCAUUCAGGUUCACUCAGAUUCCUGAAAUGGCUCUUGGGUCUCCUCCACCCCCGGUCCCACCAAGAACAGGCCCUCCUCCUGAGUCAUCACUGCAACGAUCAUCAUCUGAUCUUGGUCCUAAGGGUCAUUGCUCUGAGUUGUCAGUGCCGAGUCAGCAUGACAGCGCCCCCUACAAGCCAAAAGGCAGAGCACCACUCCCACCUGUCACUACUGAGCCCAUUCCCAACCACUCAGGAAACCCCAUGACAGCAGUGUAUGCCAUCCCAGCCACUCGUCCAGGAUACACGGGAUAUUUCAUCUCCACGCCACCCUCCUCCUACCACAGCCCAUCCUGGAUGUCUUAUCCCCCUGAACCCGAGGAUGUGCCUCCUCAGUGGGCCGAAUCUAUGCCCCUACCAGGCUACGCAGAGGCCUUUCCUCACCCUCAUUAUCCUCAGGGCAGCCCUCUCCUGUGGCACCACCGUCAGGCCGCUCAGGGUGGUCCGGACAAUCCACCCUCCUCCUCCACUGCAGCGUCCCAGCAGAGUCUAGCAGAGCCCGGAGAUUCGGUCAGCCCCGACACCCCCCUCAGUAGCCUUUCCACUUCAGCCCUAGUCAAAGCCAUCCGUGAUGAGGUGGCCAAACUGGCCAAGAAGCAAGCAGACAUGUUUGAGUUCCAGGUGUAGAACUUUCCGGUGAAUUCAUGGACCAGCUGCAAUGAGACUGAACAUUCUGAUAAAUUUACAACUUCUGAUUUCACAGGAUUAAAUCAUAUUUCACUGGAUACUUCCCCCCUUUCAGUGAAACACCUGUCUGCUUUUAAUACAGUUUUUGUGUGGUUCUUUUUGGCAUUGUACUAUAACAUUAAUAUGUAAUUAAACCUUUUCUUUAUUGUAGUAUAACAUUAAUGUGUAUCUAAAGUUUUUUUUUAUUUAAUGGGACAAUAUGGAAAUCUACAGUUUUCUCGUUUUAACUGUGUUGUAUUUUAUGAAACCUGGCAAGGUAAUUAAAAGGAUAGUCCACCUAAAAUUUUAAAUUCUGUCAUUAAUUACACACCCUCAUGUUGUUUAAAACCCAUAAUGAAGCAUGAAUGAAGAUAUUUUUAAUAUUCUCUUUUGUCCAUCCAUUGAACAGCCAAUCAACCAAAAUUGUCAAGCUUCAAAAAGUUCAUAAAUACAUAGUAAAAGAAACCCAUAUAAUUUGAGUGGUAUAAUCCACGUUUUCUGAAGAAACGCUAAAGAGAUUGCUUUAUAUUAUGAACAGAUUUGAUUUAUCAAUGCACAUUCACAUAGCACACAUGCACAAGCACAUUUAAGCUUCUUCAAGAAUUAAUGAGGUUAUUCACGAGUCAAGCAAGUACUGUACGUUUGACAAAAAUGAUGAGAGAAUAUAAUUAUCUUCAUUUGUGUUCCAAACACAAGCAGAAGUCUUGGGUUUGGAAUAAUGUGAAGGUAUACAAAUGAAGACAGAUUUUGUUUUUUGUUUUUUUGGACUAUCUCUUUAAAGUAGAAACAAACCGAACAGUUUGAAACAACUAACAGUCAUUUCCAAAGCUCAAGAAGGCAAGAAGGAACAUGUUGUCACAACUGGGUGCAAUUUAUAAUAAAAUAAAAUUUGUACCAAUAAAUUCACACAUGAUUUUGUGCCUGCAGUAGCUCUAAGAUGUCAAAAAUUUUAACUACUUAUUUGUUAACUGAAGCUGAUGCUACAUGUUAGACACUUCAACAUGUAGAUAUCCUUAUGUAGGUAUUAGUCAGGGUGAACUAGAACAGUUUAACACUACAUCCUGUUGAGCAGUUUGUGCAUCUAUGCUGGCUACAGGACCUACCCAGAAACCUUAGUGGCACAACAGUCCUCACAGUCUUGUUUUCAUUCAUGUACAAUUAAAAAAAUGCCUUCUACCCUGACUAAGGCCCAUGGCAGCAAUCUUUUUAACUUUAAAGUGCUUAAUUCAUUUACAUAGUCAACAGAAGGAAUGUGUUAUGCUUUAUUAGCUUGAGAUAUAACUAUAUACCCUGUAAAAUUGUUCUGUUAAAGGUGCUAAUAUAGGUGUACUGCUUCAUCAUUGGUGGAGUGAAAUAUAAAAGAGCUUUAUGAUGAUCAUGUGAAUGAGUCACAUUAUUUUUAUUUUAUUUUAUUUGAAGUAAACACAUCUGUUUUGUAUCCAUAUGCCAACAAUUAUUUACUUCAAAGCAACUUUUGAUUAAUUUAUGAGUUAAUUAUGCAUAGAUCAAAAUUCCACAUAAAUGAUUUGACUGUAAGUCUGACAUGCACUUUACUCAAGAUUUUUUCUGCAUACAUGUUUGAAAAAUUACCCAGAAGUUACUGAUAAUAACUGUAACAUCUCAAAGAUGAUCCAGUAUUUUCAUUGCCAACUUGGCCCACAUCAUCUUCCCAAAUAAAACUAUUAACUUUAGCAAUUAACUAUUCAUUAGCUUGAGCAUGCUGUGUGUACCAUGAAGUGGCUAAUAAAAACAGGAGUGUUGAUGGUUUUUGUGAUUUUAUUGUAUGUAAAUUGAGUUUUAUAGAAUGUAUGUAUAAACAGUUUGCCCUGAAGGGGCAACAGUAAUGCAUCAUACUUGUAUAACCUACAAUUUAAUAAGUAUGUUUUUUUUUUUAAACCUAUAAUCCCUACAUUCUCUCCCAAACGUUUCUUCAACUGAAAACAUUUAAAUGUUUAAAAUGUGGUCCAUUUUGUUACAUAUAAUAAUGUAAUAACACUGUAAUGUCUUAUUAUUAUUCUUUUUUUUACAUUUAUUUAUUUAUUAUUUUUAAUAAUUGUUCAGAGGCAGCUUGAACAAGUUUCUUAACAUAGAGUUUACUUACAUGACUUAUACACACAUAUGUUCAAAGUGCUAUAUGAACAGUGAAAAUGAACUUUGAAAGAUGGCGAUUGUAGUCAGUUGCAGGAAGUUGUUUUAUUCCCAGUAACAUUGGUGAUCACACUCAAAUCCUGUGCAAAUGCCAUAACUACUGUCAAAAUGUUUUUUUUUUUUUUUUUUUAAUAUGUUUCAGUUUGUUGAUAUAAGUAUUAUAAAACCAAUACAUUGAUGUUAAUUUUCAUUUUGAACCACAUAUCUAAUAAAGCACUAUCAAGAAGUGUGUUUGAGCCAUUUUCGAUGAGACAUUUUGCAAUAAAAGAUAACAAUGAA